UCUUUUAGUUGUUUAGUUAUUGAGUCAAAGGCUUGUGAGGUAAGAAGAGAUGGGGGUAGGGUGUGCAUUACCGAGAAAGGAUGGAAAGGUGUGAGUUGUUUAUGGAUGGGUUUAGAGACUAUCCGUUGGGUGGCCAACUCUUUGGAGGCUUGUCUGAAGAAUGGGAGUAAUGGUUUUUACUCUGCUCGACGGGAAGGUGACAGAGGUUUCACUGCCCAGCGUUGCUCAAACUCGCGAGGCUCAUACAUGGCUUUGGCGGCGUAUGGUGGGGGAGGUCGUCGGAGUUACAUACUAAUUCCUCAAGACGAGGCUGGAAUUGGGUGGAGGAAGAUGAUGGUGGUGCUGAAGGACAUGGGCAGAGGAGGAGUGCAGGGGAGAAACCCACCGCAAGAGAUGGCUGUAGCUCUACCGCAGAGGUCGUACAAGGAGGCUCUAGAGGUCCCUCGAGCCGCGCAGUUUACUGUGAUGGCUAACAUGCAAAAGGCCCUACGGUUUGAAAGAGGAAAAUAUUUUGAAUGAGUUACGUGUAAUGCAAAU
Molecule: messenger RNA, 537 nt
Organism: Juglans microcarpa x Juglans regia
Lineage: Eukaryota; Viridiplantae; Streptophyta; Magnoliopsida; Fagales; Juglandaceae
Exons: 2
Coding region: 106-519 (137 amino acids)
Source: RefSeq, a predicted model, not a curated record